Salmo salar (Atlantic salmon) is the source of this 2321-nucleotide messenger RNA. The record is from RefSeq and is a predicted model, not a curated record. NCBI's taxonomy places the organism in Eukaryota, Metazoa, Chordata, Actinopteri, Salmoniformes, Salmonidae.
ACGCGCCUUUAAAUAUAAUAUACAGCAAUGUUAAGCUUCUCGUCGAAGAGUACAUCCGUUGGUGCGUUGUUGUUGUCCUUAACAUUUUAACGUUAGCGGUUGAUAGCGAAUUAACUACCAAAAACAAGAUGUGGCAGCCUGAUCCUUUCCAUAAUGAGUUGGUCUUUGUUAUGGAUGAAUUAAUGACGUCGUUGGAGGAUGAAAUUGACAAAUGUAUGGCGGUCUUAGUCUUUUCCACACAAGACAGGACAGACAUUGAUGCAGGGGAGACGGGGGAAUUUGAAAGAGAAUCCAGGUUGGAGGUUAAAGUCCAGUUGACAUGUGUGAUGAAACAGUUUGUGAAACAGACUCUCACCAAAAUCAACCAGUUGAUCUCCAAAGGCACUGAAGCACUGCGUUCAGAGAUAUGCCAGAGUCAAAGUGAGAUUAAAUCUCUGAAAAUGAAGCUAUUGGAGAUGACUGAUGGUAAGGAGAUACCUGAAAAGACAGUAGAAAGAACCGCACAGACAGAGGAAGAGGAGGAAUGGACGGAAGCACCAUUAUCACCAGAGUUUGCAGAGGAUUUUGAGGUUGACGUGCCAACUCCCAGUGGUGAGGCUGACAACACUACAAAUGUCAAGGAGACCACGAUCAGAGCUAAAACCAUAGCGAUGGAACAGUCAUUUAUAUCUCUAGCUAAAAUACCUUCCUCCUCACUCAUUGAGUCUAUCAAACAGGUGGCUAUUGCAGACAAACAGUCAGCGAGCAGGCCUACAGACAAACAGGCAGCAAGCAGGCCUACAGACAAACAGGCAGCAAGCAGGCCUACAGACAAACAGGCAGCAAGCAGGCCUACAGACAAACAGGCAGCAAGCAGGCCUACAGACAAACAGGCAGCAAGCAGGCCUACAGACAAACAGGCAGCAAGCAGGCCUACAGACAAAAAGGUAGCAAGCACGUCUACAGACAAUCAGGCCCCAAGUACAGACCCCCAAACUCCCAGUGGGGACUCUGUGAUGUCCACCAGACCCAGGAGGAAGAAAAUGAGAAUAGAAGCACAACCCACAGCGGCAGAAUCAGACGGAAGUGAGGAAACCGCUGAUGACCAAUGGGAGGAGGAGAAUGCUAAAGCUGGACAAACCUCAAAUGACAAAUCUGUUCACAACAUAAAGCCAAGGCCCAACAUAAAGAAAAACAAGACUACCACCACCAGGAAAGAGCACCACUGUCUGGAUUGUGGUAAGGUUUUUAAGAAUUCAAGUAAUUUAAAACUGCAUCAACAGACUCACACAGGAGAGAGACCUUAUUGUUGUGAAUUAUGUGGGAAAUGUUUCCCGACUGCUUGGAAGCUCAGAAUACACCAAGCAGUGGUCCACAGAAGAGAGAAGCCGCUUGAGUGUCCAACAUGUGGGAAGUGCUUUGCAACAAAGCAUUAUUUGGACACUCACGCAAGCGUUCAUUCAACAGAGAAACCGUUCCAAUGCCUCGUGUGUCAAAAGUGUUUUAAAAGUAAAAGUGGCCUCAAGGAACACACAAUGUUGCACAAUUCAAAUUCAGAUUCAUAUGCUUGUGACAAAUGUCCAAAAACCUUCGUUAAGUUGAAAUACCUCAAGAAUCACCAGCUUACUCACAGUGGAGGAGGAGCUCACCGUUGUGAAUUGUGUGGGAAAGGUUUCAAGACUCCUUCUGAGCUCAAACGGCACCAAGCAUCAGUCCAUAGGGGAGAGAAGCCAUUCCAAUGUCCCACAUGUGGGAAGUGCUUCGCAGAGAAUAAAAAUUUGAAAAUCCAUGCAAGUGUUCAUUCAGAAGAGAGAGCAUUCCAGUGCCCUCAGUGUCAAAUGUGUUUCAAAACCAAGUAUACUCUUAACGACCACAAGAAGACGCACACGGACUCCAAGCCGUAUUCUUGCGACAAAUGCCCAAUGACCUUUAUUCGGUCUUAUUACCUCAAGAUUCAUCAAGCUUCGCACCUGACCAGCAAGCCGUUCGCGUGCAGCCACUGUGGGAAAGGCUUCAAAGGUGAACGUGGGCUCAAGAGACACGAACGCACCCACACCGAAGACCCAACUUAUACCUGUGAUGAAUGUGGCAAGGGUUUCUAUCAACACGAAUCAUAUAAAGUCCAUGCGGCCUUGCACACCGGAGAGAAGCCGUUCACCUGCGAUCACUGCGAUAAAACCUUUGCUCUGGCGUCCUACCUUAAAACCCACAUAGUGAAACUUCACUCUGUCACCGAACCCCACGUCUGUGGGAAAUGUGGCAAGAAAUAUAAGGAUUUCACCCAUUUUAGAAUCCAUAUGUUUCAGGGUUGUCAAGAGGCUGCGGCGUUGGUUUGACUAUUU